AUGCGGUGCGCGGGCCCAGCCGCGAUGGUGGCCUUUUAUGCCGGGCUUUGGGUCUCUAACCUGGGGCCGGUGCUGGGCCAGGAGGCCGGGGCCGACUGUGAAGUAUGUAAAGAGUUCCUGAACCGAUUCUAUAACUCCCUGAUAGCCAGAGGAGUCAACUUUUCCCUGGACACCAUAGAAAAGGAAUUGGUCAGCUUUUGCUUGGAUGUCAAAGGAAAAGAAAACCGCCUGUGCUAUUAUCUGGGAGCGACGAAAGAUGCAGCCACAAAGAUCCUAAGUGAGGUGGCUCGCCCAAUGAGCGUGCAUAUGCCUGCAACAAAGAUUUGUGAGAAGCUUAAGAAGAUGGACAGCCAGAUCUGUGAGCUGAAAUAUGAAAAGCAGCUGGACCUGGCAUCAGUGGACCUCUCAAAGAUGAGAGUAGCGGAGCUGAAACAGAUACUGCGCAGCUGGGGCGAGGAGUGCAGAGCCUGUGCGGAAAAAACCGACUACGUGGAUCUGAUCACAGAACUGGCCCCCAAGUAUGCAGUGGCGCCCCCCAAACCAGAGCUCUGA
Messenger RNA from Puma concolor (puma), 552 nucleotides. RefSeq names its product cerebral dopamine neurotrophic factor (gene CDNF). The record is from RefSeq and is a predicted model, not a curated record. Lineage: Eukaryota; Metazoa; Chordata; Mammalia; Carnivora; Felidae. Gene Ontology annotation, biological process: neuron projection development; dopaminergic neuron differentiation. Gene Ontology annotation, cellular component: endoplasmic reticulum.